CAUAUAAUAGUAGAUUCGUCUCAAUCGUAUCAUAUCUCCUUUUCUCUUACAAAUAUCAAGACCCUCGCCUGGCAUCUUGAUAGGAGAAAAGUGGCCCAUUUCUUCUUCAAUCAAAGGAAGAAAUGGCGGGUGACCCGGUUAACAUCAGCGAGUUCCAAGAACUGGCCCGGCAAGCUCUGCCGAAGAUGAGCUACGACUACUUCAGCGGAGGAGCUGAGGACGAGCACACCUUGAGGGAGAACGUCGAAGCGUUUCGAAGAAUCACGUUUCAGCCAAGAAUUCUUAUAGAUGUGAGCAAUGUAGAUGUGUCGUCGUCGAUAUUGGGGUACAAUGUUUCAGCCCCGAUCAUGGUCGCUCCGACUGGAUUGCAUAAACUGGCUCACCCCGAAGGAGAGGUCGCCACUGCCAGAGCUGCUGCAGCAUGUAAUACAAUCAUGGUGCUAUCAUUUUCAUCUAAUUGCACCAUUGCGGAGGUUGCUUCCAGCUGCAAUGGGAUCCGUUUCUAUCAAUUAUAUGUAUACCAAAGACGAGAUGUUUCGGAGAAGUUAGUACGGAGAGCCGAGCAGAACGGAUUCAAGGCUAUCGUUCUCACCGCUGACACUCCAAAGCUUGGUAGGAGGGAAAGGGACAAAAGGAAUAAAUUGGUUGUGCCUAUGUUGAAGAAUCUCGAAGGUCUCUUGUCAGUGGAAGUCAAUUCUGAAGGAGGCUCAAAGAUCGAAGCCUUAGGAUCACGGAACAUGGAUCCUUCUUUGAGUUGGAAGGACAUUGGAUGGUUGAAAUCUAUAACGAGCCUGCCGAUUCUGAUCAAGGGCGUGCUCACUGCAGAAGAUGCUAGAAUGGCAGUCGACGCUGGUGUAGCAGGGGUGAUUGUAUCAAACCAUGGUGCUCGCCAGCUUGAUUAUGCGCCAGCUUCGAUAACUGUUCUUGAGGAGGUGGUGGAAGCUGUAGCUGGAAGAGUUCCUGUUCUCGUCGAUGGAGGAAUCCGGCGAGGAACUGAUGUUUUCAAGGCCUUGGCUCUUGGAGCCCAAGCUGUUAUGGUUGGGCGGCCGGUGAUCUACGGCCUGGCGGCAAAGGGAGAAUACGGUGCGAGGCGAGUCAUAGAAAUGUUGAGGGAUGAGCUCGAGCUCACCAUGGCACUCAACGGAUGCCGCUGUGUGAAGGAUAUUACCAGGAGCUAUGUGCGGACAGAACGCGACCGGUUGAGAUCCUUGCUUUGAUGUUGUGGGUGGAGAAAUCGAACAAUGUGGGCCACUCAAUUCCUUAAAUAAAAUUGGAACCGUUGAGUAUGUGACCGGUGUGGCCCACUUGAGUUGUAUCACCAAACAUUUGAUUGGACUGUAGUCUCACCAAGUUCAUUUGUGUAGACUCCCAAGUGAUUAUAAUUCUCAUAUAGGACAAUUAGAAUUGUAAUGCUAAGCUUGCUGUGUAGGUGGAUAUUAGUAAAUUUAUAAUAAGGCAGGACUGGGUUUUUGUGGGGUUUGGAUUGAGCUGAGUGGGCCGCUGGUGAUCGUAAAGGGCGUGUAAUCUCAUACGCUAAAAUUGAGAAGCUCGAUUGUAAUUGGGUGGUUUGCGUGCU
Magnolia sinica is the source of this 1576-nucleotide messenger RNA. RefSeq names its product peroxisomal (S)-2-hydroxyacid oxidase GLO4-like. The record is from RefSeq and is a predicted model, not a curated record. The transcript has 12 exons. Gene Ontology annotation, molecular function: FMN binding; oxidoreductase activity. NCBI's taxonomy places the organism in Eukaryota, Viridiplantae, Streptophyta, Magnoliopsida, Magnoliales, Magnoliaceae. The coding region runs from base 123 to 1217 and encodes 364 amino acids.